Aspergillus puulaauensis is the source of this 1131-nucleotide messenger RNA. RefSeq lists its product as uncharacterized. The coding region runs from base 1 to 1131 and encodes 376 amino acids. The record is from RefSeq and is a predicted model, not a curated record. NCBI's taxonomy places the organism in Eukaryota, Fungi, Ascomycota, Eurotiomycetes, Eurotiales, Aspergillaceae. The transcript has 5 exons.
AUGGCAGGCUUAAAAACUGAUGUCGACUUUAGCGAGAGCCGGGCUGUCGAGGUCAAUGUCGUGGGCUGGGUCUUUACUGGGAUCGCCAUCGCGACGGUGGGCUUGAAGGUGACUGCCCGCCAUAUGGUGAGGAGGCUUGGGUGGGAUGACUUCUUUAUCUUCUUCUCGACGGCCUUGAGCAUUAUUGCUGCCGCGCUGGUCUCGUACGCUGUGACUCUUGGUCUGGGCCGGCAUACGGCUGCUGUUAUGGCAGAGCAUGGAAUGGAGCGAGUCAGCCUCACUGCCAAAUGGCAGAUUCUGGGAUACCCCUUUAACAUCGGCUCCUUCAGCUUCCCCAACAUCUCCAUCGCAAUCCUCAUCAACAACCUCCUCGACCCAAACCCACUGCGCUCACGCCUCCUCCUCGGCAUGUCCAUCCUGCAGGUCGUCUUCGCCAUGAUUUCCGUCUUCCUUGUCUUUCUGCAGUGCAAGCCCACCGCUGCACUGUGGGACCACACCAUCCAAGGCGACUGCUGGCCCGAGUCGAUCUUCUACGACUUUUCAUACUUUGUCAGCGCGUACACGACCCUGACGGACAUCAUCCUAGCGAUCAUCCCGGUGUCUGUCUUCUGGAAGCUGCAGAUGCCCCGGUCCACGAAGAUCGGGGUCUGCGUUAUGAUGAGCCUGACGCUGCUUUCGGCUAUUGUGACAAUCGUCAAGGCGACAUAUCUGCCCUUGUUUACCAAUAAAGAGGAUCCUCUAUACAACGUCACCCCCCUCGUAGUCUGGGGCCUAAUCGAACAAAACGUCGUCAUCGUCGCCGCAUGCAUCCCAACCCUACGCCCCUUCUUCCGGCAGGCAUUCGGCUCCAAAGGCUCCUCAAACAACUCCUCGACCGGCCGGUCCGGCGGGUCUGGAUUCAAGCUAUCGUCGAAACCGCGGCCGAAGCGUCUCAUCUCGGCGACGGAGCUCGCGCUCGAGGAGACGCAGAAUAACGAGACGCAGUUCGAUGCCGAGACUGGGAGCAAUGAUAGCGGGAAUAGUCGGCAGGGGAUCUGGCAGACCAGGGAGGUGAUUGUUGAGACGGACGAGGGUCCUGAGAAUAAGCGGUUGAGUGACUUUAAGAAGGUUGUGCCGUCGAAUAUGCGGUGA